Messenger RNA from Bubalus bubalis (water buffalo), 4489 nucleotides. RefSeq names its product ADAM metallopeptidase domain 32 (gene ADAM32). Bases 1639 to 3879 code for a protein of 746 amino acids. Gene Ontology annotation, cellular component: plasma membrane. The record is from RefSeq and is a predicted model, not a curated record. NCBI's taxonomy places the organism in Eukaryota, Metazoa, Chordata, Mammalia, Artiodactyla, Bovidae. The transcript has 22 exons. Gene Ontology annotation, molecular function: metalloendopeptidase activity. Gene Ontology annotation, biological process: binding of sperm to zona pellucida; cell adhesion; proteolysis.
CUCGAUGGACAUGAGUUUAGGUGAACUGCAGGAGUUGGUGUUGGACAGGGAGGCCUGGCGUGCUGCAAUUCAUGGGGUCGCAAAGAGUUGGACACGACUGAGCGACUGAACUGAACUGACACCCAAAAAGAAGUGUUAGUAUAGCGUUGGUUGUUCCUGUUGAGGUGCAAAUUAGUGUUUACUGUUGACCCUUGAACCACGUGGGUUUGAACUGCACAGAUUCACUUACCAGCGAUUUUUUUUUAUUCCCAAUAAAAAUACAGUGACACUCUGUAUCUGCAGGCUCGCAUCCGUGGAUUCAACUAACUGCAAGUGGCAAAACAGUUCAGUAUCCAUGGUUGGUUGAAUCUGCAGAGAUGGAAACCAGAGGGCCAGUUUUGGGACUUGAGCAUCUGGGCAUUUUGGUAUCCACCAGGGGUGCUGGAACCAAUCUCUCCAUGCAUACAGAGAGGCCAACUGAUUUUAUUGCCAUGUUUCUGCUCAUUCUGUUCUUUUUCAGGCUGAAAUAACCUUGUUGAAAGCCUUUGCGUCCAUAAAAUCGCAUUUCCACUGUGAGUUUAGAUGUGGGGUUUCUCCAAGUGAAUUUUCUGUUACCACUGGACCUUUUUGUUUCUGUACCUGCCAUUCUGUUAAUUGAUGUGAGAGACAACUCGUUCUUUGGGAUUUGAAAAGAAUUAAAAGAUAGUGCAUAGAGGCAGAGACUGGGUAGUGAGUCUGGGAGGGAGGAGGUCUUGCAGUCCAAGGUAAGAAGGCAAUUUUCAUUCAGGAAAGAUCGGAAGUCGUAAGUGGUCCUAGCACAGGGGAUGAGAGGAAAAGAGGCAGAAGCCUGAGCUACAAAUUUAGAAAAAUUUGAAUACUCUGUUGUGGAAUGUGGUUAGAAUUUUCUACUGGAACAUAUGUACUGAAAUUAUGGGCAGGAAUCUUGUCCAUCUCAUUCAUAACCUGAGUAUUCAUUGUGGGUUAACUCAACAGAAGUUAACUCAACAAGGGCAGGCCAUUAUAUGAAUUUUAGCCAAUGGCCUGUGAACCACAUGGAAAGUAGACGCAGCCUGGUUACAAGGUGUAUUUGGGCAGUGGAUAUAGAAAGUGUCAUGGCAGAUGCUUUGUGACGAUACCAAAACCUAGUCACUUCCCUCUUUUUUUGGAAUUCUUUUUUUUUUUUUUUAAAUCUGCCCUUUUAAAAAUUAAAAAACCCCGAUUUUAGUAAAUAUGAAUGCGUAACUCGUGUGUGUGCAUGCACAGUUUUAUAUCCUUUAUAUCCAGCAAGUCGUGUCUGAUAACAAAACAGCGGACAAUAAAUGUGUUAGUCCUUUUAGGUCCAUCCACAAGAAGCAAAAGGUUUGUGGGAGGACGAUGACCGCGACGGAGAGGGCUGGGGUGAUCUGGAACCUUCAGAUAACUGGGGUUGUGGGUGGGGGCAUCGGGCCGUCGAGAAGGGCGGGCUGUCCGCCAAAGAGCGCAACAGAGGCCAGAACGCAAGGACUGAACAGCCGACGCGCCCCUCGGGCGACUGGUGGGCGGGGCGCUGAGUACCCAGCUCUUGCGUAGGUAGUCUCGCGAGAACGCGGCUCACCGAAGGCCAACGGUUGAAGGGUUUAGUGUCCUCUCAAAAAAAAAAAAAAGCCCAGAAGUCACGCUAUGAUCCGCUUAAUGAUAUUGCUAGCGGGUCUCCGUGGCUUGCUAACGUCAAGACCCGAUUUUCAAAAUUCAUUUCUACAAAUCAUACUUCCAGAGAAAGUCCAAGCAAAUACAAGUGAAAGUGAUAAUUCAGAAGUAGAAAAUGAACAGGUAUCCUAUAGUAUUUCAAUAGAUGAGAAACCAUAUACUGUGCACCUUAAGCAAAGAUUUUUUUUAGCAAAUAAUUUCAUGGUUUAUAUGUAUAAUCAAGGAUCUGUGAAUUCUCAAUCUUCAAAUAUUCAGGGUCAAUGCUACUACCAAGGAUAUAUUGAAGGAUAUCCGAAUUCUUAUGUCACACUUAGCACGUGCUCUGGACUGAGAGGAAUAUUACAGUUCGAAAAUGUUUCUUACGGAAUUGAGCCUCUGGAAUCUGCAUUUGAAUUUCAGCAUCUUCUUUACAAACUAGGGAAUGAAAAGAAUGAAUUUGCAGUUCUUACUGAAAAUAAAGAUACAGAACAAAACCCAAUGGACUAUAACAUUUUUAUAAGUGAAAAACCAGAAUCAACUGUUUCAACUGAUUUAAUUCCUCUUUAUCUAGAAAUGCAUAUCGUGGUAGACAAAGCUUUGUUUGAUUACCUGGGCUCUGAUAGCAUGAUAGUAACAAAUAAAAUCAUCGAAAUUAUUGGCCUUGUAAAUUCGAUGUUUGCCCAAUUAAAAAUUUCUAUCGUGCUGUCAUCUUUGGAAUUGUGGUCCGAUAAAAAUAAGAUCUCUACAGUUGGUGAGGCAGAAGAAUUAUUGCAUAGAUUUUUAGAAUGGAAAAAUUCCUAUCUUACCCUGAGGCCUCAUGAUAUUGCAUAUCUAUUCAUCUUUAGAGAGUAUCCAGAUUAUGUGGGAGCAGCAUUUCCUGGAAAGAUGUGUGUUACCGGUUAUUCUGCAGGAGUUGCUUUGUUUCCCAAGGAGAUGACUUUGGAGGCAGUUUCAGUUAUUGUCACCCAGAUGCUGGGACUCAGUCUGGGAAUAUCAUAUGAUGACCCAAAGAAAUGUCGAUGUUCAGGAGCCAUCUGCAUAAUGAGUACAAAAGCUGUGCAAUCCAGUGGUAUGAAGACUUUUAGCGAUUGCAGUUUGAGAGACUUUGAACAUUUCAUUUCAAACGUGGGGGCCCAGUGUCUUCAGAAUAAGCCACAAAUGCAGGCUAAUCCGGCAGCAAUCUGUGGCAAUGGCAGAGUGGAGGGAAAUGAGGCCUGUGACUGUGGUUCUGAGGAAGAAUGUGGACCUGAUAACUGUUGUGAUCCUCGUACUUGUGUGCUGAAACCAGAUAAAGAAUGCAGUGAAGGAUCAUGCUGCAACGACUGUGAAUUUAGGGAAGCAGGUGCUCUAUGUAGGCCCACUGCACAUCCUGAAUGUGACGUUCCUGAGUUUUGUAAUGGAAGCUCAGGAAGGUGUCCGGCUGAUAUAACUAUACUCAAUGGACAGGAAUGUGAAGGAGGAAAAGCUUAUUGUUUUGAUGGAGGCUGCCAAGAUAUUGAUGCACAUUGUGAGAGUAUAUUUGGAAAAGGUUCAAGAAAUGCUCCAUUUGCCUGCUAUGAAGAAAUACAGUCUCAAACUGAUAGAUUUGGGAACUGUGGCAAAUCAGGAGCCAGAUAUACAUUUUGCCCAUGGAGGAAUCUUAUAUGUGGAAGAUUAAUCUGUACCUACCCACUUCAAACUCCUUUCCUUCGAGACAGUGCUUCUGUGAUUUAUGCUUUUGUGCGAAGUACUAUAUGUAUAACAAUGCUCUAUGAAACAACGAAUGCACAAGAUUCACUCAUGGUCAAAAGUGGCUCUAUUUGUGAUAAAGGGAGGAUUUGUGUAAAUCGUCAAUGUGCAGACGUAGGGCCGUAUAUAAACCGAGUAAACCAGUGUUCAGCAAAGUGCAGUGGAAAUGGAGUGUGCACUUCCCAGAUGAUAUGCAAUUGUACUGAAGGCUAUGUACCUCCAAAUUGUACCACGAGAGCCAGAAUAUCGCCUGGGGAACAGGGUUUACUCACGAAAAGAACUUCUGAGAAGGGCGGGAAGAAGCAGUGGCUUCUGGCUAUCUACGUUGCUUUACCUGUUCUUAUUGUAGCAACCGUAAUAGUUGCUUCGUGGAAGCUUUCGAAAAAGUGGUUUAGCAAGAAAGAGGAGUCCCAAAGUAGUGGGUCCACAUCAGAAAGUAGCAGCCAAUCAGAUACUGUCAGAUCGAAGUCAGAAAGUAGUCCCCAAACAAAUCGCAGCAGUAACUAACAAUUCCUUCAGAAGGCAAUGGAUAUCACUCGGGGUCUCACUGAGAAAUGAAAAUUCGACCUUUUCUUCCCUGGUCACAGCUGAUGGAAAACAAUAAACCAAGAUGGACCAAUUUGCAGGAGUGUCUGUUUUUAUUUCCUCUCCCACUCCGAGGCAUAAUUUUGCCAUGUCAGGGCCUUUGACUGAAGACAGUCAAUCUGAACUUCCAUGACUCCCUGAGCUCUUCUCCACAGCUCUCCCCACCACCCACUUGGGUUUAUUGCCUAGGCCCCUAGCGGCUGGGGAUAUGCAUCAACUGCUGUUACUCAGGGAAGGAUAUGUGUGUGGACUGUGUUCCUCCUCCUGGUCCUUCUCACUGGACUUGGCUGACUGCAUGCAGAUCUCAGUUAAUACAGCUAUUUGCCCCCUCUCCCUCCCCACAACUGCAGAACCAGGGCUAAGGUAAACUGUGCUUGCUCAGGCCUCACAUUCUGCUUGCCACCUUUCUCAUGCCCCUCGGUUGAGUGACCCACAGGAUGAAUCCCAGAAGACAGAAGGACCCAGAGAGCUUGGGCUUUGGUCUCAGGAGCAAAGAUUAAUACCUUAUCAGAGUUUGAUACAAAGAUUGAUA